Closterium sp. Naga37s-1 is the source of this 1065-nucleotide messenger RNA. The record is from the annotation of a GenBank genome assembly. NCBI's taxonomy places the organism in Eukaryota, Viridiplantae, Streptophyta, Zygnematophyceae, Desmidiales, Closteriaceae.
AUGGCCGUCCCCGCCGGCGGACCAUGCGAUGCGGAGCCCGUGCUUACGGCGUUAGACUUCCUAACGCGGGGCAAGCAGAUCGCUUCUGUUGCCCCACCGAUUGCGUCGACCUCUGCUGCGGUCCCUUUGCCCGAAGGCGAUGCUCCAAUCUCGUGUGACGCCGCGUCACUCACUACAGUUCUCUUGACUCAUCUGGAGAGUACCGGCAUCGACCUGAUGCGCCUCACCGGUAUGAGCACUGAUGGUGCUUCUGUCAUGCUUGGACAGCACAACGGAGUCACAGCGCGCCUCAAAGUCAAGGUUCCUCAUCUUGUGUCGUCCCACUGCAUCGCGCACAGGGAGGCCUUGGCGGCCAAGGAUGCUGCCACCGCGCAUCCGGACUUCAACAUCGUGGACAAGGUGGUCCGUGCCGUAGCAGAGAACCUUGGUCGCUCUUCUGUUAAUCACGCCCGCUUUCAAGAGCUUCAGGAGGUCAUUUGCGAGACCCACCUCGAAGUCCAAGGCAUCAAGGACGUCCGAUGGUUGUCUCGUGGUGACGCCAUCCAGCGCCUGGUGAAGGUGUUUCCUGCAGCAGUGAUGGUCUUGCACGAGACAAACAAGAAGAUGUAUCAAGUCGUAACGAGCUACAAAUUCCAUUUCCUGCUGUUCUUCCUUGCCGAUGUCCUGAAGGAGCUCAACCUUCUCAGCUUGAAGUUUCAGCGGCGCCAGGUCGACGCAACCCAUGUGCUGCCGAUGGUGCACAACACCACCUUACUGCUGCGCACACGUUACCUCGACUGCGACGACGCGACUUUUGGCCAGGGUGGAGACGCAUUGGGCCCGUUCCUCGACAAGCACGCAUCAGGGGAGUUCCGUGAGGUCCUCGUUGCUGGCACAGCUUCCGACGGCACAUCGGUCAGCCAUCGAUACCGACUGCACGAGGAGAAAAUCAAGGGGCAGAAAAGUGGUGUGGACCACCAAGCGUGUUUGGGGCUGGCGCGCGAGUUCAUCGCGACCUUGGUUGGUCGGCUCGACUACCGCCUCAAGGAUCUUUCACACCUCGACGGGGCGAAGCUGUUCAAGUAG